UUCCUCCCCUCCGCCCUGUCACUCUAGCCCGGCCGCCGCUGCCCCUCCCCAUCUCUAUGGGCCGCGGAGGGGGGAAGGUUGCGAGCGGGGCGGUGGAGUCAACGAGGAGCCGGUUGCUCGUUGAGGCGAGAAAGGGCGGGAGGUUUCAGCAGGCCGCGGGGCUCUCCGCCUUCCCCCGCCACCCCCCUUCGCCCUGAUGUGAGCGGGGCCCCCGGCUUGUGAGGGCCCAGCGGGAGAGAGAGAGAGGAGCGGGGCGAUGAAGAAGGACGUGAGGAUCCUGCUGGUGGGAGAACCCAGAGUUGGGAAGACAUCACUUAUUAUGUCUCUUGUCAGUGAAGAAUUUCCCGAAGAGGUUCCUCCCCGAGCAGAAGAAAUCACCAUUCCAGCUGAUGUUACUCCAGAGAGAGUGCCAACCCAUAUAGUGGAUUAUUCAGAAUCCGAACAAAGUGACGAACAGCUCCAUAAUGAAAUAUCGCAAGCGAAUGUAAUUUGCAUAGUAUAUGCAGUUAACAACAAAAAUUCAAUUGAAAAGGUAACAAGUCGGUGGAUUCCUCUCAUUAAUGAAAGAACAGACAAAGACAGCAGGCUGCCUCUUAUACUAGUUGGGAACAAAUCAGAUCUGGUUGAAUACAGUAGUAUGGAGACGAUCCUUCCCAUCAUGAACCAAUAUACAGAGAUAGAAACUUGCGUAGAGUGCUCAGCCAAGAACUUGAAGAACAUAUCCGAACUAUUUUAUUAUGCGCAGAAAGCUGUUCUACAUCCUACAGGACCCCUCUAUUGUCCAGAGGAAAAAGAGAUGAAGCCUGCCUGUAUAAAAGCACUAACUCGGAUCUUCAGGAUUUCCGAUCAGGAUAACGAUGGCACCCUUAAUGAUGCAGAACUCAACUUCUUUCAGCGAAUUUGUUUUAACACACCAUUGGCACCUCAAGCACUGGAAGACGUAAAAAAUGUAGUCCGGAAAAAUCUAAGCGAUGGCGUUGCAGAUAAUGGAUUAACAUUAAAGGGUUUCCUUUUUCUACACACACUAUUUAUUCAGCGAGGGAGACAUGAAACAACCUGGACAGUAUUGCGGCGUUUUGGAUAUGAUGAUGACCUCGAGCUGACACCAGAGUAUUUAUUUCCUUUAUUAAAAAUACCUACGGACUGCACAACAGAGUUGAAUCACCAUGCGUAUUUGUUCCUCCAAAGCAUUUUUGAUAAGCAUGAUUUGGACCGAGAUUGUGCUUUGUCUCCUGAUGAACUCAAAGAUUUGUUCAAAAUUUUCCCUUAUAUGCCAUGGGGACCAGAUGUCAACAGCACCGUUUGUACAAACGAAAGGGGAUGGAUAACAUAUCAGGGAUUUCUCUCUCAGUGGACAUUAACUACAUAUUUGGAUGUACAGCGCUGCCUGGAAUAUUUGGGCUACUUAGGAUAUUCAAUAUUGACUGAACAGGAAUCCCAGGCAUCAGCAAUUACAGUAACUAGAGAUAAAAAGAUUGACCUGCAGAAAAAACAGACUCAGAGGAAUGUGUUCAGGUGCAAUCUAAUUGGGUUGAAAGGCUCUGGAAAAAGUGGAGUCCUCCAGGCACUGCUUGGAAGAAACCUAAUGAGAAAGAAGCAUAUACGUCCAGAGCACAAAUCUUAUUAUGCAAUCAAUACAGUCUAUGUGUAUGGACAAGAAAAAUACUUACUGUUGCAUAAUAUUUGUGAAUCUGACUUCCUAUGUGAGUCUGAAAUCAUGUGUGAUGCUGUGUGCCUAGUGUAUGAUGUCAGCAACCCCAAAUCCUUUGAAUACUGUGCCAGGAUUUUUAAGCAACACUUCAUGGACAGCAGGAUACCUUGCUUAGUGAUAGCUGCCAAGUCAGACCUUCAUGAAGUUAGGCAAGAGUACAGCAUUUCCCCGGCCGACUUCUGCAAAAAACACAAAAUGCCUCCACCACAAGCCUUUUCUUGUAACACGGUUGAUGCGCCGAGUAAGGACAUCUUUGUUAAGUUGACAACGAUGGCCAUGUAUCCGUUAAGAGCCGCUGUAGCUGAAUUGGGUGCCAUGCUGUUAUCAGAUGAGGAGAGCAGUAUUGUUCACCAGGUGCACGCCGUCCGCUCUGUAGAGGAUUCCAUCUUCAUGGAGUCAUCCCUUGAUCCUCAGUUACUUGAAGACAGGCAUGUGACGCAAGCAGACCUCAAGAGCUCCACCUUUUGGCUUCGAGCGAGUUUUGGUGCUACAGUCUUUGCCGUUUUGGGCUUUGCCAUGUACAGAGCAUUACUAAAGCAGCGGUGAUCUGGAAGAAAAGCACGUUUCUCGCAGGGGAGGGGCCUACCAAAAGGGAAAGAAAAAGAAACUUUUAUGUACAUUCUAAAUCCGCUAGAAAUAUUUAUAUAUGCGAGUUACUUUAUUACUUGUAAUUCAUGAAUAAGAUUAUUUUAAAUGAUAGCUCUAAACUUGCAGUAUUGCAAUGGUUGUGGAAGAUGUUUUUUGCAUUACAGUGGCUAACUGAAAAUGGCUACAUUUUGUUAAGGCCCAAAGGGAAUUAUUGUAAAUAUAACUUGUACAUAUUAAGGCGGCGAGGCGUAAUGUCCCCCAAAGUUAUUAUAAUUGGCAUUAAUUGAUGUUUCAAAUGGAGUGAGCGAGAGUGUAAUUAGAAUUUGUUUUAAGCAAUGUAGGUUCAAGUCCAGGAUCACCAUUUAUUUAUUUAUUUCACAGGUGUAUGACGUUCUCUCUUUGGGCUCACAGUGCUUGUGGGGAGGGCUGAUUUCCCUCCUCGUUCAGUAACUGAACUGCUCCUUUACCCCACAGAUCUUAUUUCACAAGUGUUUCAUUCCCACUGCAGCUUUAAUUGGACUUGGAUUGAUUAUUUUUUACAUCCUAGGUUAAGCAGCAAAAUGUGCCGCAGGUCAAGGAUCCCGGCUUGGGGGGGGGGGCGCAGAGAAGGAGAGCUGGGCAUUCCCUCCGAUAGAAGAGCAGCCAGCAUCAUCCGUGUAUUUGUCAGAAUCUUGACUCCUGUGUGCCAUUCCGCAACUCUCUUGUUUCCCACUCCAUUGUGUUUUGCAGACUUUUCAAGGGGGGGGAGGCGCGCAAUCAAUUUGUAUAUUACAACUGUUUAUAAUUCACCAAAAGUGUUUUGUUUCAUCCUCACUUCCGCAAGCCAUUCUCCCAAAAGCCGGGUGUAUGGGGUAGAGCCUAAAUAUUACACAGUGCUUUACUCUCUACUUGGUAGAUUAGUUGCAUGGUUUGCACUGCAUCCUAUACUUCGCUGGAAUUACCUGUAGGUGGCAUUUUUGAACAAAAAAGAAGGUCAGGAAACCCGAUAAGCGGAAAUUCCUCACUGUCCAACCUAUUUUUCUCCCCAUCACUGGCCUUUUCAAGUAUUUCAAUAAAUAACUCUACUGUGCUGUG
Molecule: messenger RNA, 3373 nt
Organism: Zootoca vivipara (common lizard)
Lineage: Eukaryota; Metazoa; Chordata; Lepidosauria; Squamata; Lacertidae
Gene: RHOT1
Product: ras homolog family member T1
Biological process (GO): mitochondrion organization
Cellular component (GO): mitochondrial outer membrane
Molecular function (GO): calcium ion binding; GTPase activity; GTP binding
Source: RefSeq, a predicted model, not a curated record